This is a messenger RNA of Fraxinus pennsylvanica, 330 nucleotides long. The record is from the annotation of a GenBank genome assembly. Lineage: Eukaryota; Viridiplantae; Streptophyta; Magnoliopsida; Lamiales; Oleaceae.
AUGUUGGGUUGGAGUGAACGUCCCUUUUCAAGCAAAAACAAUGGUUAUGAUUUGAAUGGAUCUAUUCCUUUGAGGGGUGUGCACGUUUCGGUUUAUGACAAGAACCCAGAGGAGCAUGUCUGCCCUACUGUGGUACCAGAUGAUGUAAUCGCAUCCCAAUCUGACAAAUAUUGGGCUCCUAACCCGCAGACUGGCGUGUUUGGUCCAGAAACUGAUCACAACCCAACUGCAGGCUCCCCCUCAACUGCAAGUGUUGGUGAAGAUUCAGUUCUGGAACAGAAGGCCUUUUUCCGCCCUCUUGAGGAUUUGGAUAAACCGCCCCAUCCUUAG